Molecule: messenger RNA, 2309 nt
Organism: Mytilus californianus (California mussel)
Lineage: Eukaryota; Metazoa; Mollusca; Bivalvia; Mytilida; Mytilidae
Exons: 11
Coding region: 27-2033 (668 amino acids)
Source: RefSeq, a predicted model, not a curated record
UCAUAUGGACACUACUCUGUUUAGGAAUGAGCAUUUGCAUAACUAUUUGUAAAUCAGAAAGACCACCGGGAGAACGCGAAAUGCAAACUUGGUAUGACAGUGCGUCUAUGUGCAGAUUAGUAACAAAUGAAAAUCCUCCUUUUUUGGACAAUUUUGAAGGAUGUGUAGGCAGAAUGUAUUUAAACACAUCCUGGAUGACAUACGAAGGUUGUUUCUUCUUAACAAAACGCAUAAAUAAGAAUAUUACAUUGAAAGAGAAUUCACCAGCACUGUGCUCUUUACUUUGCACAACUUAUCAGUAUUUAGGAUUAAAGGAACAAUUGUGUGUGUGUUUGAACAAAACAGAUAUUGAAGAAGGUGGUUUCCAGGGUGUAGUCACAACAACUGAUUGCAUUGCAUGUUGUACAUCGACAGAUCCAUGGCGUACAUGUGGAUCAUCGUCAGAUACAUAUUACUCUAUUUAUGAACAUAACUUAGAACCGUAUGGCAUUCAGGACACAUUCAAUUCGUGUAUUAAGAAAACAAAGAAUGAAUGUUCAGAAGAUGGUUCAAUUGUCCAUUCGUGUAUAAUAGCAAAAAAAAGUUGCGUCGACCGAACAGAAGACUUUUGUGAAAAUCAACAAGACGCAGAUUCAACUGUAAACAAUUGCAGAACUGACAUGAAUGAUUCGACGUGCCCGAAUAUUGAAGCCGCACACAAUGAUUCCAGCUUGUCGUCAUAUUGGUUGACAUUUUACAAAUCUACUAUCUCUGUUUGGUUGGAUGAAUCCAUUGCUAUGCGCAUACUUGAUAGAAAUUUAUCCUGCGAUCUUGGAAUUUCCAGUAUACAAAAUCACAGUUAUGUAUUCGUCACAAAUUCCAACGGAGUAAAAUUACAAAGUAGACAAUGCAACAGUUCUCAGUCAAAAAUUGCUUAUACAGGCCUAGAUAGAUAUUUUUCGUUGUUUUUCCAAAAGCAAAACUGUGACACAGAGAAAACCACUAAUGGCGACAUAAGCACAAUCACAGAUUAUAUGAAUAAAGAAGAGUCUAGCAAAAACUACGAGCAGAAAUUCCCAACUGACAGUGGAAACAACACUACAACUGCAAAUAGUACUAUAAGUGAAGAAAAUGAUGACGAAAUAUUUCUGAUUCAAAUGGGUUUUAUCCUUGGUUCGUGUGCUAUGGUAAUGCUAAUUGCAGUUCUUGCAUGCUGCAUUCGCAUUACGAGGAGGUCUGUAGAAAAUAUUGUCAUUGCCAUGGAAGGACCUCCACAGCACACCAUACCAAUUGCUGCGUUGGCUGAAAAUUAUUCCACUCCUAAAGACAAAGCCUCCACAUGUAAUGAAAUUGAAGGACCGCGUUCCUGUGCAACAGCAUCUUGUCGAAACACGAAUUACCAAAAGACGGAAAACAGUGAAUAUCAACAUCUUGAUUUCACAUUGCGAUCUGAAACAACGCCACGCUUCGCGGACAACAAUGAAUACCACCAUGGUAGAGCUAAUGUGAUCAGUGUUUUCGAACAGCCGUGGGACACUGCAACCUCUAAAGUGAACAAAUUGUUUUCUCAGAUUAGCAAAAGCGUUGUACAAAAAGGUCAAAACAUGCGCAAAUACUUAAUCAAAAGGCGCGCAUCAGGAUCUGACAGUGUAGAAUUAAAAUGCCGAGCGAGUAAUUAUUGUGAUGCUUGGAAAACACAAUUGAACAAUCAACAGUUUGUAUUCGAUUCUGAGGAGGAAAAUCAAAGUAAUAUAAGUAUAAACGUAGAGAAUUCUUCCGUCGAUUCCAACAAAGAUGAGUCCGAAUUUAGAAAGACUGACAGUGCAUUUCCGGUUUUACCAUUUUCAGAGAGAAUAAACGUUAAAAGUACACACAUUUAUGACGAGCCAGACGACAGAAGAUUGUCUUUAAGAGAAAGACUCUUGCAUAUGCUUUCAAUAAAAACACAUAAAAUGUCAUUUGGUAUUGAACUCGAUUUAAGAGGAUCUAGAAGCAAUUCUAAAAUUUGUUCUUUAGCAACACCUAUUGAUGAAAUAGAUGAGAGUGACGCUUAAAUUGUAUAAUUUAAAAUUUUGAAAAAAGCAAAAACUGGGAGUCAAUGUAAAUUAAUUUUUUUGGUAAGCCUUUUGUUUUUCUUUUUUUUAGAUAAAAAAAAUUUUAAAUGAUUAAUUAUGUUUUUUUAUACUGAGCGCCAAGCUGCUUUUUCGUUUAUGAAUUCUGAUAUAUUGUGCAACUGGAAAUUAAUCUUAUUUUCUGGUGUUGUUCCAUUAAUAAAAAUGAUGUUUGGUUAUUGAGUUUGUAUUUAUAGUUAAUAAAGCAUGACUUGUUAA